AUGGGACGCCGCCGCGCCGCAGAGGCCGUGCCGGAGCGGCAGCUGCUCUUCGACAACGACAGCUUCCUGAGCGGCAGCUCAGCCAUGUACAUGGACGGGCUUUACCAGCAGUGGAAGAAGGAUCCGGCUUCGGUCGACGCGUCGUGGGCGGAGCUCUUCUCUCGCAGCGACCUCGGCAACUACAACCACGCGCUGCUCGACACACCGAUUUGCGUGCUGCCGGCGAAGAGCAGCGACGAGGCGGUAGUGAAGCAGUCACUGGCUGAUUGUGGUCGCCUCAUUCGGAUGAUCCAUACCUUCGAGGACCGUGGUCAUCUGAUGGCGCAGACGGAUCCGCUGAACUACGUGGACACUGACGUCACCGAGCGCACGCCGUCGCGUCGGUACAAGGAGAUGGUGCGGCUCGACCUCGCGUACUUUGGCUUUAGCGAUAAGGACCUUGACCGCGUGGUGCGUGUCGGCUUUCAGAAUCAGAUGGGCGGCAUCUAUGACACCUCCUCACCCCAGUUGACGAUACGUCAGCUGCACGAGCUGCUGACGGAGCGCUACUGCGGUCGGAUCGGCUUUGAGCUGGUGCACCUCACCGACGGCGACGCCAAGCGCUUCGUUCGCAGCCAAAUCGAGCUCAAAGACGGCUGCAGCGCACUGCACCGCCCGAUGAGCAGAGAGGAGAGGCUCCGGAUCUGGGACACGGUUGCCUCAGCCGUGUUCUUCGAGGACUUCUUCAAGCGCAAAUAUUCGACUCAGAAGCGCUUCGGCUGUGACGGGGCGGAGAGCAUGGUGGCCGGCCUCCGCGCCUUGCUGGAGAAGUCGUCUGAGCUUGGCGUACAGGCGAUUAACCUUGGUAUGGCCCAUCGCGGUCGCCUGAACGUGCUGUGCCAUGUUAUCGGCAAGCCCUUCGAGGUCAUCCUGAAGGAGUUCGUGGGUGUAACGGGGCAGGAGCUGCACCCGUUCCAAAUCCAGUCCGAUGUGAAGUACCACCUCGGCUACCGUGGGCAGCUGAAGCUGAAUUCGGGCAAGGUGAUGGAGACGGAGAUGCUGUUCAACCCGUCUCACCUCGAGGCUGUCAACCCUUUCGUGCAGGGCUACACGCGGGCGAUGCAGGUGUCCUUGGGUGAGAAGGGCCGCGAGAAGGUGCUGCCGAUCGAAAUCCACGGCGAUGCGGCCUUUGCCGGCCAAGGCGUUGCCUUUGAGACAAUGUGCAUUAGCGAAGUUGGCGAACAGGACACGGGCGGCACCGUGCAUGUGGUGUGCAACAACCAGAUCGGCUUCACCACGGACCCAAAGUCGAGCCGCAGCAGCGCGUACUGCAGCGACCUCGGCCGCGUCUACAACUGCCCGAUUCUCCACGUCAACGGCGACUACCCCGAAGAGGUGAUCCGUGUGUUCGAGUUUGCGGCCGAGUACCGGGCACGAUUCCACAAGUCCGUCGUCAUUGACCUCGUGUGCUACCGCCGCUUCGGCCACAAUGAGAACGACGACCCGAGCAUCACCCAACCACUCAUGUACGAGCGCGUGCGUGCCAUGCCGGAUGUGUUCCGGCGGUACACGGACGCCCUCAUCACCCAGGGCAUCUUGACGCCGCAGCAGUCGACGCAGAAGGCGAUUGACGAGAAGGCGCGCUACGGCAGCUACCAGGAGGCCGCCGCGCAGGUGAACUACGCCGAGUAUCUGAAGAAGAGCAUCCCCGACAAGUGGAAGUGCAUGAAAUACUCCGACGAGCUCGGCAAUGUGACGCAGCACCCGACCGCCAUCACGCAGGAGACCGUUGACAAGGUCUUGAAGGCUCUCAAGACGUACCCGGAGGGCUUCCAGUUGCACCCAAAGCUGAAGGCGGUGCUGGACCGCCGGAACGAGACUAUCGAGACUGGCGAGGGCAUCGAGUGGGGCACAGCGGAGGCGCUGGCGUUUGGGUCGCUGCUGCUGGAGGGACAUCAGGUGCGUGUCACCGGCGAGGAUGUCGAGCGCGGCACGUUUGCGCAGCGCCACGCCGUUAUCCACGACCAGAGUCAGGAGCGCACCUAUGUCCCGCUGGCGCACAUCAGCGACACGCAGGGGAGGAUGAUCAUCAACAACAGCCCGCUUAGCGAGUACGGCAUGCUCGGCUACGCCGCCGGCUACUCACUCUACGACCCCACCUCGCUGGUCAUCUGGGAGGCUCAGUACGGCGACUUCGCCAACGGCGCCACCAUCGUGUUCGACCAGUUUCUGAGCGCUGGCGAGUCCAAGUGGAACCAGCAGCAGUCGUGCAUCGUGACGCUGCCGCACGGGUACGAUGGAAAGGGCGCCGAGCACAGCAGCGGACGCCUCGAGCGUUUCCUGCAGAUGAGCAGCGAGGAUGUGACGACGCCGGCCUACAGCAAGGAGGAGCGGGCCCACCGCAUCAACUGGGAGAUCACGUACCCGAGCACGCCGGCCCAGUACUUCCACCUGCUGCGCCGCCACCAGAAGCGCAACUUCCGCAAGGCGCUGGUCAUCUUCUUCUCCAAGAAGUACCUGCGCGCGCCGAACGUGUCGACGCUGGAGGAGCUUACGAGCGGCGAGUUUCAGCCGGUCAUCCCAGACCUAUCCGUUCCGGCCAGCCAGGCGCGCCGCCUCGUGAUGUGCACUGGCCAAAUCUACCACUACCUCAACAAGUAUCGGGAGACGAAGGGCGUGAAGGAUGUGGCGCUCGUGCGUGUGGAGGAGCUCUCGCCGUUCCCGGUGGCGGAGGUGCAGCAGCUGCUUGCCGAGUAUGAAAAGGCGGAGCUCAUGUGGGCGCAGGAGGAGCCGAAAAACAUGGGAUCCUGGGCCCACGUCGAGCCGCGCAUUGAGGAUUACACGAAGGGCGAGCGGGAGCUGCGCUACGCCGGCCGCAGCAUUACAGCGGCCCCGUCGACCGGGUACAAGAGCAAGCACGAGAAAGAGCAGGAGAUCAUCUGCGAGAUGGUCUUCCACUGA
Leishmania major strain Friedlin is the source of this 2940-nucleotide messenger RNA. RefSeq names its product putative 2-oxoglutarate dehydrogenase E1 component. The transcript has a single exon. Gene Ontology annotation, biological process: tricarboxylic acid cycle. Bases 1 to 2940 code for a protein of 979 amino acids. Gene Ontology annotation, cellular component: mitochondrion; oxoglutarate dehydrogenase complex. The record is from RefSeq and is a predicted model, not a curated record. NCBI's taxonomy places the organism in Eukaryota, Euglenozoa, Kinetoplastea, Trypanosomatida, Trypanosomatidae. Gene Ontology annotation, molecular function: oxoglutarate dehydrogenase (succinyl-transferring) activity; thiamine pyrophosphate binding.